Molecule: messenger RNA, 23552 nt
Organism: Caenorhabditis auriculariae
Lineage: Eukaryota; Metazoa; Nematoda; Chromadorea; Rhabditida; Rhabditidae
Source: the annotation of a GenBank genome assembly
AUGGGUAAACAUUCGGGUAAAUAAUGAAAAGAAAAAGACCUUGGACCAUUUAAGGAGUACAAAAUGUGGGACAAGUAACAACAUUUGCAUUUGCAUUUGAAAAAAAGCCCGUUUGGCAACACGCUGGGUUUAUUCUUUUUUUGUAUUUAAAUAAGAGAGAAAGUAGGUCGUCCCAUCGAAGAAGGAAAAAAAUUCUCACUAAUAAAUUUCAAGGAAAACAGACCUAAUAAGUGAAUAUGAAAAUUCUCAGCUUCCAACGUUCCAAGAAUAGGUUUCUAGACAUUUUCUCAAAGAAUCUUGCGGAAUUGUUUCCUAGGCAAAAAAAAUCCAAAUAUGGAAAAAAAAGAAUUAUAGAGAAGAUUCAAUUAUAGAAAGUAGCGAAAUUUUGGAAUGAAAGAAAAAAACCGAAAAAUAAAAAUGAUUUUAUUUCGUAAUUUUUCAAUUUUGGACCCUCUAGGGUUUUCAAAAAGCUUCAUUGGCGCGCGGAUGAUUGAAAAAUUCGGAGAUUAGAAAAAAUUAAUUUUCUAAUUAUUUUCCCCUUUUUCAAUUUUUUUUAUUCUAUAUUGUAGUUUAUGAUUAUAUUUAAACAUUUGUAAAAGUUUGAAAAUUCUAGAGGCAAACAUGUGCUGUAGAAUUUCAGUUGUUAUCGAUAGUUUUUCUUUUAUUUCUUUUCACGAUUUAGAAGUUCAAUUUUUUUUUUUAAGUAUUUGUGCUAUUUGCUGCUUUACAGGCCAUUGAUAGCGUAGAUUGUAGACUUGUAAUGAUGUAAGAUUAUUGUGAAAAUUCAUUUGACUUGUUAAAAAAAGUUUUCUCACAAUUUUGUUCAAUUUCUUUUUUAGAAGCGGGUGGUUUAUUAGUGGAGCCAUCAUUUUUAUUGGUAACCGAAGAUUGGAGUCUUGACGAACCGUUGCCAAUCACAAUAUGUCCGGCCAAUGUCAAGGUGCCCAGCAAAAAAGGAAAGGUUAAAAUAAUUGUAUUUCAGAUAAUCUCCGGAGAUUCUGGCGGUUAUUUUUCCGUUGUCAAACUCAACGAAACGUGCUCCACACUUCAGUUGAAGCAGAAUCUCGACGCUGACGUCAGUUUAUCGUUUUUUGAAAUGAAAAGGGAAAUGAGUUGAAAUAAUACAGUAGCCGGAACGGAAAAGCCGCGGCGCACGACCAAAAUUGCGCGCGGCUUUUCUUGUCACGAGAAGCUUACGGCUUUUCUUCACCGUGUGGGGGAGAACGGGAACGCGCGAAUUGUUUCUCAACAAUUCCUGAGGGUGGUCACUGUGUUUUGAGAAAGGUUGAAGGUUGUAGGGACAGGGAAAACUUGAGUUUCGAAGAGAAAAUGGCUUUUUUUUUCCUAGCUUCAUGAAGUUUUAAGUGAGAUUGGUUAGGUUUUCACUUAUUGAAAAGUGUUUGAUAGUUUUUUUGAAUAUUUAAAGGCUUUAGAGAUUUCGUUCAAGGGUGGUUUUAAAGACUGAGAUUUGGAAAAAGCGUGCAUUUUUUGUAUUUUUCAUAGAUUUAUGAUUUUUUUUUAGUUUGGAAACUGUUUUUCCCCUUCCUGAAGUUCAGAAAUUUUGGGAGACCUAUUAUCUGAAGUAGAAGGCAAAAUUUAACCUUGUAAAUGUAUUUUUAGGUUACAACCUUUGAAAGACUCGGCUUUGAAAAGGAACUUUGUAGCGUUAUUGAUCCAUUUUUUUUUCUGCGGAAUAUUUUAUCUUUUCCUUGCUGAUGAAAAGCUUAAAACUGUACAGGAAAAUUAAGAUUUAAAAAAAUUCAAAAAGAGUUUUUUUAAUUUGACUUUUUCGAACUAUAUUUUGGGCUUUCAAAUUUAAUUUCUACUCACUUUUUCUGCAUUCUGAGUCCAAUAAGACACUCCUAAUUGCUCGAAACUUCUUUUUGUGCCGAAAAUACGGCGGACACGCUGGCGCGAGUUUGUUGGUGUGGCAAUGGUGCGCGAAAUCCGCCUCUGACCCAUCGCUUCUCCUUCUUCUUUUAGCCAAAUUGUCAACAAAUCCAAAAACUUAGUUGCUUCUGGCAGAUUUUUGAUGGUUUGAGUAGAAGUCAUGGAACAUUUAAGGCAGGGUAAAAAUCACAGGUUAAAAAAACUGGAAAUCUAAAAAGUUUUUGUGAAAGGAAUCUUCAUUUUUUUGUAAAUUUUUUUCACAAAGUUUCUUCAUUUUUUUAAGGUUUCUUUUUUGAAUUUUUUUAAAGUUUUAUCUAAAAUUGGACUUGAUUCUGACCCAUUUCUUCUCCUUAUUAUUUUUUUAAAAUUGUGAAAACCAAAGAUUUAUCUACUUUUUGGAGAUAUUUAUCAUCUGAGCAGAAGUAAUGAAGUAAAAUUCUUCAAUUUUUUUCUUAUAUAUAAGAAUCUUUUUGAGUUACCCUGAGGCUUAAAAAUGAAAUCAUAAUUCGAACAAUUUGAGCUAAACUUGAAGGAAAGGCCCUUCUCUAUACAGAAUUUAUUAUAUUGUUUAUUUCUUCAUUUUCAGAAUUUUUUUCCAUUGAAAAGUCAAGAGUUUUUUUCCAGCCCAAACUGAAAAAAAGGCUUGAUUUACUGUGUAGUGAGUAUCAGUGAAUUAUUAAAUAAAAAAAGUGAAUAGUUUAAUUUUUCGACUAAUAGUUAUAGAGCACAUGUCCAUGUCGCAAUUGUAUACACUUGGAGAAAAUUGAGAGAUGAUCUCAUUAUAAAUAAACCAAGAAACGUGGGGUCUGGCCAGGGGAAAUGAUAUUCUUAAGAGAAAAUGGAGCUUUAAAAAGUUGGAAUUUUUUCAAAAGUAAGAUAAGGAGGGAAAUUAUUUCUUUUAAGGAACCUAUUUGAUUGAUUUUUUUGGACUAAAUUCGCCAAAUUGACAUUUUAAUGGCUAUGAUAGUUUGGUAGUUACAGGAACUCCAAUGAGACCCUAGAAAUCCCAAAACUUAAUGAUUCAUUCAAAUAUAUAGAGUAAGUCAAUUAAUAUAGGAUUUUUGUCAGUUUUCAAGGCCUUUUCAGUAGAUUUUUAUCACUUCUGAAUGAAAAUGAAUCUACUAAAGUAGUAACUAGAACCCCUUAAUACUUUUCCUAGCGAGUUUCUCGAAGUAAGCAUGAAAAUACACGCGUUUCGGCUAUAUUUAUUCUCUAUGACCGUCCGAAUGUUGUCUGCAAGGCUAGAAAACGGCCGAGAGAGCGUGCUGAAUUGAGAGACGCAGAGUGUUGACCUCCGGAAUUAGAAGGUGUGCUCCGACGCUGACCGUCGGCUCGCACAAACGCUGGCUUCAACUCUUUCGUAACUUUUUUUUUGUCGUUUUUCGGAGUUUUCGGGGUUUGGAGAAGAUAGUUUUCAUUGAUGAAUUAAAUUUAGAGUAUUUGGAAAGGUCAUUUUGGGUAGAUUGUACUACUGAUAAGAGCUGAAAGAGUAAAAAAAUUGGAAACUGGAAACUGGAUUGAUGACCGCAUUUAGAAUGGCUAAUGCGUUUCGGAAUCAGAACUUUGAUCUUUUCAUGUCUCCAAAAACUCAAAAUGAAAAAAAAAUCAUCUCAUUUUUAAGAGUAGAGUUUUGAACGUCGUGGUCGCAUUUGGAAUGGUUUACUGCCCUCAAAAGCUGUUUUUUUUUUGCUUCAGAAGUCCCUUCCAAGCCCCUCGAAAGCUACUUCUCAACGCUUCUCCCACAUCUUUUUUUUUGCCAUUCCGAAACCGUUACAAAAUUAUCCAACACUUGGCUGAUCAAUAUGCUUGCGCGAAAUGGCUGUUACGAUGGAAACGGGAAGGCAAGGAAGGAAUCGUUGAUGAGAAAAGGGACACUUUAACGGUGACAGAAUACAAAUUGGGCAACCAGCCGGAAGAUCUCGGUAUAACGCUUUUGGGUGACAGAGAGGGGUACUUAUGCCCCGCGGCCUCCUUUUGCAUACGAGAUUAUCGCGAGGUUCAUUACCCUCCCACUUGGAUAAUUUACUCUGAACUGAGAGCUUGGGUAAUUUGACCUGUCAUGUUGCAUACUCGAGGCUUUAGAUCGAACUUCUCAAGAGGCUUUCAGUGGGAUUCUGGUUUGGACUAGGACCUCUGGAUGCCCUUUUUCAGCUUGAUCUGGAUCUGAGCUCAAUAAGUUCGGAAAGUUAAAUAAUUAAGAGUUUGGAGAGUGAUUGCGGCUGUUCGGUAUAGCUUUUAAAGUCCUUGUUCAUCGCCUAGUCGAUUAUAUCUGACUAAAAGAACAAAAUAAAUAAUCCGAUUGAUUUGAUUGAUGAUUUGAUUAUCUACUUUGUGAGAAAGAUUGAAGAAACGUAGAAAAAUAUUUCUCAAAACAUUUCAAGUCUACUCUCAAGUAUCACUCAUUUUUUCAUGAUCCAAAAAAUUUCUGAAACAGUUUUUUUCCAAACUUUUUCUUCAAAAAAGAGUUUCAAAUGGCCGUGACCGCACUUGAAAUGGAUCUAUGCGUCGCGGUUGCGCUGCGCCGUGAUUUUUUAAAAUUCAACUAUGAUUUUUCGUUUUGAAAAAGGAUUAUUCGAACUUUUUAUCACAUCUGGGAUCGCUAAAUUCCUAGAUUUGGAUCCGGAAGCCAGGGAGACAAAAAAAGGUCGUUAAGCCAUUCUAGGUCCAAUUAUCUCCUCGAUCCCUUUUCAUUUGAAAAUUUUACUGAAAGCUUGAUUUUAAAUAAUUUUUCUCAAUAUUAGGAGUAGAAUCUAGAUUUAUAGUUUUUUUUCCAUCAAAAAAAAGUUUCGUGUUCAAAAACUCGAGGCACAGCUAACGAGAUAAUCAGCCGUGGUCCGACCAAGGACACGCCCACUUUUUUCGGCUGCACCCCAUAUAAUUCCGCCUGUCAAUUGCGCGCCUGUAAGCGUUUUCUCAAGGUUGGAACGCUGGACAAGGAAGAAAAGAAGGGAGAAGAGAGGACAAAAAAAAACAACGGACAGAAGGGGUUUCAAUGGUGUUUCCGAUGGCUUUUGGUCAAUUGAAGUGGUUGGAACAGUGGAAAAAAAUGGCUUGGUGUUUUGUAGUUUCAAUGGAGAGAUGGUUUUUAAAAGGAUAAGGGGUUUGAUUUUUUUUAAAUAGGAAACUUUGAGCAAGCAUUUUUUUUUGAGAUUGAGUUCAUUGAAAAGGACUAAUAGCACAGCUUCUUGAAAAGGCAUAGUUGUAUAUUUCGCGCCAGGACCAUUUUUAGGUUUCUCAAUGCAUCUUUCAACGCCUCAGUGGUCUGUAGUUGUUAAGAUAGUCAGAUACACAAUUGCUCCUACUUGGAAUUGAAGCUUGGAAUCUCUAAAUUGACCCGCGACGCGACCGCAACGCUUUGAGCCUUUCUACAAGAGACCAAAAGAUUUUUUCAACUGCACAGAGUAUAGCUUUUGCCAUUUUCCUUCAAGAAAACUUUCCAAACUUCAGAAAAAAUGAAUAUUAACGAUAAUUGAGAACGGAAGGACAUCUGUUGGCCCCAUAAUUGACCAUGAUUUCGUGCGAUCCGUCAAACGUACCCCCCAUCUCAUCUCAUUUGAAUUUCCGAGAGGCCUUCUCCUCUGCCACUCGAAACUCGUUCGAAGCUUCUUGUCGUUCGGCUUUUUCCAGCCUUCCUUUUGGGAAUCUACAAGUUUUUUCGAAUGUUUUAACAGCUGGAGGAUGGGGUUCGUAAUUGAGUUAUCAUUACACUUUUCGGUGGGAAUCGGGAGGAGAUUGGAGGGUUGGAGUUCGGGAAAAACGUUUCUUCCUUCGUUUCUCCAGAGGUCCUGACUUUUGUUUUAGAAGAAAAAUAAGGGAAUAUUGGUAUUUUAAAAAACGGUGAAUCGACAUUAGAGUGCUUAAAAAGUGAAACUUUGAGCUUUCUCGGGAAAAAUAAGUUUUUGGAAAAAUUCUCAAAUUUUUCAGUCGGGAAGCUGUCACUAAAAAGUUAUUUUGAAAAUUGAAGUAUUCUAAAGUUUCCAUUAUUUUUUUAUUGACUCGAUUUUAAAAUAAGUUUAAAAAAAUGAAAAUUUAAGUAUAAAAUCAGUUCUUGGUUUUUCCUCAAAGUAAAAAAAUAAGAAAAAAAUGUCUUCAUUACCUUUUUAUAGGGCCUGAAAUAUUGGGAUUGAGAUAGAAAAAAAUAUUGAAAAAGGGAAAUUUAAUACGAAUUAUUGAGAAAAAAAUCUCUUGAAGACUCUCUAUCAGUUCUUUUAUCACCAUUCAGUUAUAAAAAAGGGACAAUUUUCCAUUCCAGAAAGAAAGCAGCGAUGGCCCACGUGGACAGUCCUUCUCGUUGGUUUUGGCUGGACCCAGGAAGUCCAGAGCCGCUUUGGAGAUUCAGGUGGAAAAUCAUGAAAAUUUUGUUGAGCUUUAGGACCAGGAUAAGGAUGUUAUUCAUGAAUCUAUUGGUAUAAGGAACAGAGAAAAUCAGAAAUAAAAAUGAAAUUAAUCAGAAAACUGAGGAAUUUUUUCUUCCGACUUUCUCAUAAAACCUUGCAAUUGAAAUUCUUAUUUUUCAAACAUCUCGAAUGAAAAUCUGGAAAAAGUGCUAUUCGAUUUCAAAAAAAUCUUGGAUAAUAAUGCUAAUUUAUUUAUUGGUAUCAGAUACAUGGUAUGUUUGAGAAUAACAGAAAAUUCAGGGAAUUAAAAAUUUUUUUCAUUAAAUCGUUUGAUUCCAAGUGUUCAUCAAAAAUCUGAAAAAAUAGACGAAAUUUCAUUCAAACUCGAAAAACUGGAACUUUUCCAUGUGCAGGUGGUCGACGUCAACGACAACCCGCCGCAAUUUUUCAACACGCCAUCGACGGCAACACUUUCUGAGGUCUUGAAAUGAUCAUUUCGAAAUGAAAUGCGGAUAAUUUAGAACUCUGAAAUUGGAAAAGAAGUGCAGAAAAUUCGAACCCGCGACCCGGACACCGGCAUUUCUGGCGUUGCUCGUUUUUCUGUUGAUGUUGGUCAUUGAAUAUCCUUUUUUGUUGGAUGGCCGCAUUUGGAAUGGCUCAAGGCGUUGCGGUCGCUGAGUCAUUCUCUGUGUCUCAAAUAGAGUUGCCUUGACUAUUUUUGGAAGUUUUGCUAUUUUUAAGAGAAAAGGAAGGUUUUGAAAUUUGAUAAAUAGCUGGGUGAAUUUCAAGAAAAAAAUACCAGUUUUGGCUAAAAGUCUACAUGUCUGAACGGUGCUACGACAAGGGCGAGUUUUCCAUUUGCGAGGAGUACUGUAUCCGGCAAAGCGCAUUGCGUGCAUGCACUCUGCGUGUUUACACUUUUUGUGGCGUGACGUCAUCGCGCCGUACAUCUGCGGGUUUUUUUGCUUGCGGGUUUUUCGAUUUUUUUCCGGAUUUUUAUUCUUCGAAUUUUUUUUUCCGGUUUGAUUUUUGAUUGUGCGAACAUUUUCGAAAUAAAAAGAAAACUUGUUUUUAUUGAUGAAAAGUCUGUUUGUCAAGGGGGCAACUUAGGAAAAUUUUGCUUUAUAGAUGGUUUUUUGUACAAUGCCGGUGUUAAGGGUGGAGGAGCAGGGACACCUUUUUCCGCAAAAACUUCCAAUUUUCGUAAAAUUUCUGACAAGUCCCUUCAAAUCUCUCAAUGUACAUUUAAAAACUCUUGCAGAUUUUGUGGGAAAAUGACUUUUGUUUGAUAUGAUGUUUCUGUAAAAAUUGUUAUUUUCUUAUUUUCUUAUUUUUUGAUAUAACUUAACUUUGAAUUUUUUGAUUUGAAUUUGAAUUAUUUCAAUUACUGGUAUUUGUUAUGAUGCAAUUGUUUGAUAUCUUCCUCUUUGAAAUAUCAAUAUUAGCUUACUUCUUUUUUUUUCUAUAUUUGUUAAGUUGACCUAUCUAUAAAGCAAAAUUUUCCUAAGCUGCCCCCUUGACAAACAGACUUUUCAUCAAUAAAAACAAGUUUUCUUUUUAUUUCGAAAAUGUUCGCACAAUCAAAAUCAAACCGGAAAAAAAAAUUCGAAGAAUAAAAUCCGGAAAAAAAAUCGAAGAAAAAAACCCGCAAGCAAAAAACCCGCAGAUGUACGGCGCGAUGACGUCACGCCACAAAAGUGUAAACACGCAGAGUGCAUGCACGCAAUGCGCUUUGCCGGAUACAGUACUCCUCGCAAAUGGAAAACUCGCUCUUGUCGUAGCACCGUCUGAACCUCUAAUUAUUGCACACUAUUUUGCUCAAGCUAGUUUAGAAUGAACUAACCUGGUAAGAAAAAUUUCGAAGGGAUUCAAGAUGAACCUUGAAAGUCUUGUAAUAUGAAAUUUUUUUUUUCUUUUUUUAGAACGACAACUUUUCUUUGGACAAGCGAAAAUGCGGCAACGGCGUCUGCUCAACGACCCUGAGACUGGCUAAAAAGCUGGAUUUUGAAAAGUAAGACAAUUUUGACCAAGGAAGUUUCAAAUCAUUUAUUUUGUUGUUUUAGUCUGAUGUAAUCGACUAGGCGGUGAUCAAGAACUUUUUGAGCUAUAACGAACAACCGCCUUUGGCGAGCUAGAAGUCCAAAAGUGUAGUCGAAAGAGUUGAAAGCAUGGUCUUACGGUCCUUCGCCUCGUCCUUCUGCGCGUAGUCCAUCCAGUUGCGCCUUGACGAGCUCAGAAUGUAGCGGAUGUUGUGCUGGAGCCCGGAGACCGUGCUCUAGGUGGAAGCCUCAGAAUGAGAGCGACCACUUCGAGUGAACAUUUUACACGGAAUUUCAGUUCAAGUUCAGAAAAUAGUGUUUUUAUUGGCUAUUAUUUUCACUUUGUUUCGGCACCGGCUUUUUUUUCAAAAGCCGAGCUCUGUAAUUUCCUAAAAUUCGAAAAUUAUCCAGGUUUUUAGGCCCUCUCAUUAAGCCAGUUCUGUUAAUUCUGAUUGAAGGGAGGCUCUCAUCCAUUGAUACAUUUUUGACCAAAAAACUAAUUCUUGUUUCAAGCCUUUCAUAAUUUUUUUUCCUUGUUUAAGAUCAACCCUUAGGGCUACUGAAAGACUUUCAUUCCUGUAGGAUCAAUUUUCUAGCCAUAUAUAUCUUUUUUGUGAGAAAGAUUUUUCACAGACAAAAGACGGAGCAAGUGGUGAUAACGGCGAAAGACGGCGACCCUCAUUCCAACAGAACCAACGAAGUUUCUCACACCGUCGUCAUUCACGUCACCGAUGAGCCUGAGUUCGUGGAUUUAUUUCUGGAAAAGACGGACAGUUUUAAAGCUUUGAUAUUUUCUAGAACCUUUUUGGUUCUCUCAAAAAAAAAAGAGAGUAGACUUACGGCUUUUCUAAGAGACCUUCCAGCUUCAAUUUCUGGCUUUUUCAGUAUUUUCGGGUCGAAAAACGCUCCAUUUAUGGCGUUAAAUCAUUAAAAAAAUACCACAAAUAUCCAAAAAAAGUUUUUUUGGCUUCUACUGACAGAUUAUUUUUUUCUUACUAUUGGAAUUUAACUUCUUUUUUUGAUCAAUUUCGAGAAGCCGUAAAUUUUUUUGAAGCUUUUUAAGAAUAUUUUCUGUAAGUUCAAAGCUGGAAGGAGCAUCGGAAAUCUGUCAUAAUAAUCCUACUUUUCGUUUUCUGAAACUGUUUGAAAAGGCCGAUUCAUCAGUUUUUAGUGAAUCUCUAGUUUUCAAAACGAAUUUUUGAACUUUCUAAACACUUUCUGGUCCAAAAUCUCUUAUUUGGGGCUCGAAACAACGAAUAAAAGAAAAAUGUCGGACUGGAAAAGGUGGUAUUUAAGUGACUGACUACUUCAAACAGGCUACAAACUGAAUUUAUUUUUUUCUUUUCAGAAACUUUGAUUCGCUUUAAUUUUUUUCAAAUAAGUUUCAGCGAGUUUUUUAGUAUAUAAAUGAAAUUAGAGCGACAAUCUGCUUCUAAUGAUUUUUAAACUCAUAUUUCUAAACUGUUAUGAAAAGCCAUUUCAUUGAUUUUCAGUGAACCUCCAGUCUUCAAGACGGAUUUUUCAACUCCUGUUCUAAUCGAUGCUGAAAAAAAGCCCGGCGACGUUUUGAUGAGUGUUCUGGCGGUGGAUGGAGACGAAUCUAAGAAAAAUGAGAUCAAGUUUGUCUUGAAUCAAGAAAAAUGCGAUUGAAGAGUCGGUUCAAGGUAUUCUAUCGAUAAGAACGACUACGUGGACAUCAACGCCAAUAAUGGAAAUAUUUUUCUGAAAAAAUCGCCUCCAACUGGAGAACAGUUCACCGCCACUGUCACUGUGAGUAUUGAUUUUUUUCUUGGGAUCAGGGUUUUUUUCGAAAAAAAUUGGAGUAAUAAUUUUUCACCAUUUUUUUGGAGCAUUUUAGUCUUCUGAUUUUUACAUAUUCAUUAAUUUUUAUUUCGAAUAAGUUAAAAUUAUGAAAAUGAUAGAAAAAAAUAAAGAUCAUCAUCGAGGCUUACCAGUAAGAUUUUUGCAUGGGAAAAAAAGUCUGGAUCUCGAAAAAUAUUAAAAAAAUCGUACCAUUGUGUUAUUCAUACGUUUCGAACUUGGAAAAUUCGAAGUUUUUAAUAAUUCUUUCUCUUUUUUUUUCUUUUUCAAGUCGGUUUUGAGGCCACCGAGGUCGAUUCCGUUGGAAUGAGCUCAUCGGCAGUCAUCCAAUUUAAAUCUUCCACAGUGAAAGAAGCCGAAAAACAGGUUUUUUUUUAAAAUCUCCACCGAUUUUUCAUUUUUCUUUUUUUGAAGGUUCAAAAAGAUCUUUGCGAGUUUCCGAUCUACGAAGCGAGGCUGAUCAAAGGAAGUGGAAAAUUGGAAAAGGACGUUUUUAUUCGACUUGUAGAUGGAAUGGUGGGUUCAAGGGAAGAAGGAAAAUUUAGAAAGGCAAUUUAUCAGAAAAGUAGAGAAGAAUUAAAAAUUUCAAAUCAGGAAUCGUGAAAUUUAUAUGCGAAAAAAAGGAAAUCAUCUACCUGCCAAUUUCAAAAAAUUCUGUAAAAAUGAGAAAAUUUCAAGAAAAAUUGUAUAAAGCCUGACUGGAUACUAUUAAAAAGUGAGAAAACAUAAUGAGAAACAAGAAAAAUUUUACUGAAGUCCAAGAAUAUAUAAACUCCUUCUCGAAUUAUUAUCAUUAUUAUGAGUUUUUAAAAUUUGUACUUUAUAUUUUCUGUUGAGGUAAGUGGGAUGAGCCAUGACUGCCAAUCCCCCCAUGCUAAGAAAAAUUUGAAAAAGUUGAACUUUCAAAAUGAAUAUUUCUUUUUUUCAUACAUGAAUUUUUUUCAUAAAUUCGGACUAGCGCUGUCCAGCGCGCACCUUGAAAACUUUUUUACGGUUUUUUUUUUCGAUAUUAUCCCAUGUAAGCUGUCAAAUAUAAUAAUUUUUUUGAUUAAGGCUAUUUGAACAACGAUUUUUUUUCCGUUUAUCAGAAAAUAAUUCGGUCCUGAGACUCAUUUUUCCUUAGAACUUUUUUGAAUAAAUUGAUUUUUAAGGAUAAGUCGGAACUUUUUUUUUCCGAAUGCUGGAAAAGUAGUAAAUAAUGAGUCAAAUAGGCGUUUUGGCUACGAAAUCCUUUAUUUCCAAAAGUUUAGACCCAGCCAGAAGACGUGAAACUCAUCGGAGGCCUCGAGUCGUUCCAACUAUUGCCCAAGUCUGAAAAUCUCUUAGAAGUCGUCAUUUCGGAUCCGGAACGGGUCGCGACUCAGGAUUUCGACAAUGUUCAGCUUCUGGUCCGUUAGAACACCAAUAUUCAGUCCUAUUUGGGAAAAUAUUCAGGUAAAAUCGUCCAAGAAAGGACAAUGUCGAGUUCUGCUGAAAACCAUCGAAGCUCCGUUGGAAUCUUCGAAACCGAAAUUCGAAAGCGACUCUUUUCUGUUCUACGUCACCGAGAAUCAUCGGCCGACCGUUUUGGGCAAUAUUAAUGUUCGCAUUUUACAGAUUCUGUUGCCUAUUUUGAGUCAUUUCAGAUCAUUGGGGAUGAAAAUGUUACCUACAGCAUCCUGGGCAUUGGAGCAGAGAAGUUUGAAGUUUCGGAGACUGGAGAAUUCCGAUCUUUGGUCCCCAUCGAUCGCGAGAAGUUCGACAAGUUCGAGCUCACUAUACGAGCUGUUUCGGAUAAUGGUGAUUGUUGAAGUUUACCUAUUUGGAUUCAAGAAAAAUAUUAGGAUAAAAAGUUCUAAGCAAUCAUAAAUUUAAGGGGAAAGAAGAAAAAAAAACUUUCAAAAAAGUUUUAGUUCUUGGAAGAGUGAUUUCUCUGUCUUUUGGAGUUAACAGUAUUGUUCAGGCGAGACAACAGACGCCCCAUGUACGAUUGUUGUCCGAGACAUCAACGAUAAUUCCCCAACUUUUGAAAAAGAAAUCUAUGUGGUGACGGUGGAUGAGGGCAAAAGCGUCAAGCAGAAAAUUACGGUAGGGAAAAUAAGAGCUUCAAAAGUUGUGCAAGUGCGCCCUAGCGAACUGGGAGAAUAAUGUCUUUUUGGUUUUGGCGCUAAAUCCCCCUCGAAAAAUUCAGGUUUUGGCAAAACUUAUGCUGUUUUGAGGUUGGCUCAAUGCUUUUUCACAACUUUGAAAGUUCACUUUUUAAAGAUGAUUACUUGAAAUGCUCAGGAACGUCCGGGCUCGUCCGGUUUGCGUUACAGAGAUCUGACCAAUCCUAACCAUAGUUAGUUCGCUGGAGCGUACUUGUAUUGUCGUUAGAUUUUUCAAUGAACUAUUUUAAACUUGGGAUAUUUAGGCAACUGACCCCGACCUUGGACCAAACGGAGAAAUCGAAUAUUCUAUCGAUGAGCCUCUCGAUUCCCUUCCUGUUGAUGUUACUAAUGGAAUCGUUUUUAUCGGAGCUUUGGAUAGGGUUUUGAAAUUCAAACACUUCAACAAGUCUCUCUGAUUCUUUCAGGACACUAUGGAAAAAGGAGAAGUCAACCUGACCCUCCGGGCGACUGAUAAGGGCGAUCCGCCGAGAAGUUCCACCACGAAACUCAUCGUCAAAGUCAAAGAUGUCAAUGAUAACUGGCCCGUCUUCUCAAAUUCGCGUUAUUCCCUCGUCCUCGAUGCAAAUAUCAGCCCUGGCGGGGUUGGUUUCGAGAAUCAAAACUUAAAAAAACCACUUUGAAAGCACUAGAAUGAGUGAUAGGGUUUGAAAAUGAGAGAGCGUAGGAAAAGAAGAGAAGCUAGAGAUCGAAAGGCGUGCGUCUCUUCAGCUUUUUAUGAUAUCUUAUUCUGAAGAUGUAACAAAGAAAGCACUGAAAUGAGUGGUACCCUUUGAGAAAAGAGAGAGUGUGGGAACUGAAGAGACUCCAGAGAUCGAAAGACCUGCUUCUCUUUAGCUUUUUAUUCUAUCUAAAAGAAAGCAUUAGAAUGAGUUUUAUGCUUUGAAAAGUGCAAAAUCUAAGAGACACUUAGAAGAGCGUUUAUGUUAUCUUCAUCUGAAACUUUUUUGGAGUAAGUGCUGGAAUGAAAAUGAGAGAGAAUAUGAACGGGAGAGACGACAGCGUUCAAAAGACCUGGGUCUCUUUAGCUACUUCUAUCUGAAUGUUAUUCAAAAAAAAGCACUGGAAAGAUUUGUAGGAUCUGAAAAGCAAAAGAGUGUUGUAAUCUAAGAGACGGCAUAGAUCGAGAGGUCUGCGUCUCAGCAACUCUCCAUACUGUCUCGCUUUUCGUUUUUCUCAAGAAGAAGUCUGAAAAAAGUGGAGGUGCAAGCUUCCAGUGAAUGAGCUGUAGUUUUCCAAACUGAGAUAGUGUAGGAUCUGAAGAGCUUUGAGAAACCUGGAUUUGUGCGUGUCUUUAACCUUUUUUUUAAUGAUCAGGAGAGGUUUGUUAUUAACUUGAUGCUACCAAAUAGCCUAGAAUAUUUUCUCACUGCAAGUUAAGUGCGCUCUAUUGAGAAAGAAUUGAAUUUUUCCAGGUGGUUGGUUCAGUCCAUGCCGAAGACGCCGACGCCACCUCUCCAAACAAUUAUAUUCACUAUAUUUCCCAAGAUCCGAAAUUCAAGAUCACCGACAAUGGCGAAUUGAUUUUCACGGGGCCUGGAGUACUCAGCAAAGUAAUCAACCGCAAAAAUUUACCUGAACUAGAAGUGUUCCCAGGACUCUUUUGUCGAAUUCACCGUGACAGCCACGGAUGGAGGCGUUCCUCCUCAUAACAGUACGGCCGUUGUGGCGAUUAACGAGCACAAAUCUUCGCUCCAGAGCGAACUUACCACACAGGUCAACAGCAAUGAUACGGAGAAGAGGUGAUUUUGAGAGAAUUGUGUGGGAAAAAUGAACAAAUCGUGUAUGAUUUUAAUGGAAAGGAGUACAAUGCGCGUCAUAAUUAUGGACUCAUUGCAAUUUUUUUCAUUAAAUAGGUAAAUUUUUUUAAAAUUGUUCUCGUGAAAAAAACUCCAUAUAGAGAAAAUUGGAGAAAUUUACAAGAGAAGCUUCACUGGAAGGUUUUUCGAAAGGAAAAACUGAAAAUCUGGUUUUUUACAACGUUAAAUCUAUGGUUGUUUUUUUUGGCUGAUUAUUCUAUAUUCUGCUACUUUUCGUUUUUCGAAAUUUCCAUGGAUCUUUAUAGUACUUGAUACUUGAUGUGAACCGAAAUUUUAAAAUUUUGAGCCCAACAAGUCUGAAAUUUCAUCAACUUUUGGCAAAAAAAGCUCCCGGUUCAUUUUAUCCUUCGUGAAUUAUUUAGCCUUGAAAUCUUCGAAAAUUCAGAUUUAUUCAUAAAUUCUUAGAACCGAAAUCAAGUGGGACAACGCUGGAAUGGCCGGCUACAAGUAUGAGAUCUUAAGAGCUACCGCCCCUGGUUUUCCGGUAAAAUAAAACAAAAUACCUUUUUUUGAAAUGCAGUUUCUCUUAGGACUCUGAGGUCAGAAAAUGGAUCAGCUUGGACGAGAACACGGGCCGAAUCGAAUGCAUCAGUCGACUGGAUCCGGAUGCCGUCAAACAGAUCCGACUUCAUAUAAGCAUGACCAAGGGCAAAAGGGAGAUUCCAGGUGAUCUUGGCUUCUACAGAUUCAAUCAAUAAAUCGAUAUUCACUCUGUGUUCUCUGUCAUGAAAACGUGAACAAAACUUUCAAAUUUAUGAAGUAGCUCUUUUGAUGCUUCAGAGAGCAUCUAGAGCUUUUUCCAGCUUUUAGAUUGUUUUAAAUAUUCUCAAUUAUUCAGUGGAGCUGAUAAUCAACGUCGUCGACACAGACGACGUCACUCCCGUCUUCACAGAAACCACCUUCACGACGACGACUUCUGAAGCGACAACCGUCGGGACGACGAUCACGACGAUCACCGCCGCCGGAGUCACACCAGAGGAUGGAGUCAAGUGAGUACAAAACUUCCCAGGGAUGUCACUUUAGGGAAUUUUUCUGUGAAUUUUCUUGAAACCUCAUUUAGAUUAGGCUCCCUCAAAGUCUUUUGAUGCGCAAACUUUUUUUUUUGAGGCGUGGACUUUAGUAUUGACAAAAAUAAAAAUAAGUCUUCAGAUCAGGAGGUAGAACUGACUUCAGCUCUUGAGAACUUGGGAGGAGGGGUCGGCGGCCCCUUGAAAAAUGGUCAUUUCUUGUAUGAGCAUAAGUGAAAAAGUUAGAUCUGAUUAAGCCUGGGAGAAGAGAUUUACUUACCAAAAUUCCGAGAAGUAAGGGAUAAGGUGAAAUUCCAACCCAGAUAGUGUUGACGAAUGGAACUUGGAUUUUAACCUUAGGAGAUAGUUCUGAGCUCAAUUGGGAAGAUUUGGGGGUGGUGAUAACCUUUUUUCAUAACUAUAGAUUUUAUAUUUUCAAAAUGAAUUUUUGCGCUGACUCUGCGGAAUCCUAAUCAAGACCUUCAGAUAAUGGCUGAGAAAAUUUCAGACUUUACCCUUAAAUGACCUCUUUUUCAACUAAUCUACACCGACUCUGCCUGCACCCUACUAAUCCACAGAUACGCGAUAAAUGUCACCAACGGACCGAAAGACAAGCUGAAAGUCGUAGAAAAUGGCCGAAUCGUACUGCUGAAGGCGUUGGACUUUGAGAAGGACCGCAGAAUCGACGGGAAGAUUUUCGCGACGGUCGACGGGAAAUCAGCCGAAGCACGCUUUUCAGUUAUCAUCACCGAUGAGAAUGAUAACAGGUCACUAACAUUACUAACUGAUUUUGGAUCGAAAUUGAGAAAAUUGGCUUAAAUCCAGGCCAACGUAAGGCUCUUUAGUUUUUUGAAAUUGGAAAAUUUAAGAACAUCCCUCUAUGCUUAAAAUUUCGUGUUUUUGCAGUUUUUCUGGUUUUUCCUUAAAAAUUUUGCUGGAAAAAAGCUUACUUCCACUUAUGAACUUUAUUUUAACAAGCUAACAUUGAUAGGAGAGCUCGUUUUUUUGAACACCAUGGUUGCAUUUGGAAUGGAUGGUUAGGUAAAGCUCAUGACUCCAAAAAAAUUAUCCAAUCCGCAACGCGACCGCGGCGCUUCUAGCCAUUCCAUGUCCGACCAAAAAUCUUUAAGCCAGAGCUAAUGAAAAAUAUGAUUUUUUUUUUUCUGACGGUUUUUGUCACAUUUUUUGUAAUGCUUCCAAUAAUCCGCAAAGCGACCGCAACGCUUCUAGCCAUUCCAAGUGCGACCAAUGAUUUGCGAGCCAGAGCUGAUGAAGCGUUUUCUGAUUGAUUUUAUCAGAUUUUGCUGGAAAAUCUUCAACAGUUGGUUUUCUUUCAACAAACUAAAAUUGUUGCGAGUAUCUUCCUCGAUUCAAAGAACACGGUCGCAUUUGGAAUGGCUGCAGGAGCAACCGACCUAAAACAGAUUGCGCAAGGAGUUAUAACAGUAGAGCAAGUUGACUGUUUAUGGAUUCUAAACGCAACGUGACCGCGACGCUUUCAUUCAUUCCAAAUGCAACCGAGCCUCUUGAAGCCUGAGCAAAAAAUUUUUAUGACUACUUUUUUCCAGACCGAUCUUCAAGAACAACUCGGCGUUCUCGACCAACAUUGAAGAGUCCUCAGUACUGGGUACCGUACUAGACCUACCGUAUCCCCUGGCGACCGAUGCGGACACUGGAAAAUACGCCCAGUUGAAAUAUUUCAUGACCGGCGAUGAAGGAUUCUUCAAGAUUGAUCCAGCGUAAAUGAUACUCUCUGGAAAGAAGAAAGGAAGAAAAGAUUUAGAAAUUCAACGAUCCGACUUGUGACGAAACUCGAUUUCGAAACUCAGAGGACUCAUUCUUUGACCAUUCGCUGCGUUGAUAAUGACGGCAGGAAGCCGCAUCAUGAAGUUUUUUCGACGGUGAGAAAUUGAAGAAACAGCCUUGAACAAAAAUUGAAUGUGUGAUCUAUUGAGAAAAACGUCAAUUUUUGGACUUCGUGUGACUUUUUCAUUUUUCUAUUGGAAAAUGGCUUAUAGUUCAUUUAUGACAGCUUUUUGGGAUGGUUUGUUGUCAUUGACUGAGUAUUCAACUUUGUGUUCUUUUUUCAUAAUUUUCUGCGUUUUUUUUGUCGGAGACCUGUCUAGCUUCAUCCUUGGUUCCUCCAAGAAAUUAACAUCUUUCACGCUCUUUUCAAGUGAUCAUCACAAUUUGUUCAAAUUCCCAAGUUCGAUUCUUGGAAUCCUUCUAGAAACUCGCACCUUUCAGGUGACGGUCCACGUCAUCGACGUCAAUGACAACGACCCGGUCAUCCACAACGGCGACUUGACGCAUCUGAGUGUCGGAGAAGACGCGCCGGUCGGAAGUGUCGUCACUUCCUUGACCGUCACCGACGCCGACGAGACCAACAAGCAAAACGUCGAAAUCGACGGCAAUCACACUUUGUUCCGUGUGGACGACGAGAAGAAGCUCGUCGUGGCGGAGAAACUUCAUGGAUACGCCGGCCAGAGGGUCAUUCUUUUGAUAACUUGCUUGGAAAAAAAACGUUCCCGAAGGGAGAGUGUUUAGAUAAAGUUUUUCGUGCCUAGACUCUAGAAGGAAUUUCGAAAUUUGUCAAAAUUCAGUGCUUUUGAAUUAAGAACAUUUGUCUUAAUGGAAUGAGCUGUUUUUAGCAGUUUCGAUUUUUAGUGUUUUAAGACAUUUUCGCUCAUUUGAAGAUUGGAAGCCUCCAUUGUAUUAAAUACACUUUUGAUUUGACGUUGAAGAACUUUAGAAAAAAACUAUGGGAUUCGAAGAAGUGGUCCCUUGAGGGAACUUAAAAAAAAAACAAAGCACGCUAAAGUUUCAAUCAUUGCUCCUAACUUGACGAGAAUAAAUACCAACGAAAAUUCCUCAAAAAAUCUUCGAAAUCUGUGAGUAGAACGGACCUGACAGAGUAAAGAAGAUCUGAAGAGACGCCAGAGAAACUAAAAUUCUCUGUCGUCUCUUUGGAUCGCUUGAUCUCACUUUCCUCUGCCAUUUUUUUGAUUUUUUUUUCGAUCUUACUGUCGUUUAAUAAACCAGACUUCUUUUAGAUAUGUUCAAGGCUUACGGCCACCGAUUCUGGGAAGCCGCCAAGAUCCACCGGCGUCCCUUAUUGUGUCACGGUUUAUCCGGCCAAGAACAACCAUCACAAUCCGUUGAUUGGUUUGAAACCGUUGAAAAAAAGAAAACGGAUUGGUGAAUUCUAGUCUCUCCGAAGCAGAACUCGAUCCACUACUUUGACGAGAACAUUGUCUACGAAGAGCUUCUGCAGGUCAAGGUUCUCGAGGAGAACGAUCCGGAGCCCGUUACUUACAAGCUUGAUGAGGGUUUCAAGAAGGUUCAAUUGUGUUAUGUUGGAAAAAUGAUUCCAAGGAGCUAUCUAGUGAUAUGCUUCAAAUUGCACAAACUUUGGUAAUUUUGGAAGAAAAUCGGCUCCUGAUCAUACUUCGGCUGGAUCCCACCCCAGGGUGCGGCCUACCCUCCUCAAACUUCUCCCCCUUCAAAGUGCGGCCUACCCCCGAAAAAGCGCGGCCUGUUUUUUUCAGUACAUUUUCAAGUUUUUUUGCGCGCAAAAGGCUGUGGAAUCCAGCUGACAUGCUCCUAAUGCAAAAUUCUCUUUAGAAAAAACGAAAAAUGUUCUUGAACUUUUCUUCAUCUCAUUUUUUUAAGUUUACUCAUUUUUUUAUGAGGAAAUUGUAGAAAUGGACCCAUUUGGAAGAGAAUUUGAACCUAUACUGGAAAUUCCAUGUAGUCUGAAGUAUGUUAAUCAAAAAAAGAAGGUUUCCUGUGACCGAGCAGUCCUGAGCCAUUCCAAAUGCGACCAGAAGAGUCCGAAACUUGAAAGUUUCCCUUCUGUCAAAUAACAAGUAGAAACGAGAGAAGGAGGGAGAGAGUGAAGAAUCCCAGAUAAAUUAAAUAAAAAAAAACAAAUCGAUCCCCCCUGAUUUUUUGCGUUCAGGAUUGGCAAAUGUUCACAAUCAACGCGAAUGGAAGUCUCAAGGCGAAAUCGGCCUUCGAUUUCGAGAAAAAGACGGUUCAUGAGAUCAAAGUGCAGGCCUGUCGGGCCACCAACUGCUCUUCUCUCCACCUUUUCAUUUCCGUCAAUGACCGGAAUGAUAACUGCCCUAUGUUCCCCAAGCAGGUCUUCCUUGAAAUAAAACUGAAAUUGGAUAAAUUUCCGUUUUAGGAUGUGAAAUUGACAGUCGUGGAGAACGAAAAAGGUCAACGGCAGGUUGGUCGAAUUCCGGCCGCCUUGGACGCCGAUUUCCAUUCGGAUAAUACAAAGGUGAACUAGAGGAAAUUUUUUCGGAAAACUAUAGUCGAUUCAUGACUAGCUUGGGACGCUAAGGGAGGUGGCCUGUCUGCGCUCUCUACUAAUCAGGCACUCUCUCUUUAUUUGAAUCUCGUCAGGACCCUUUUUUUGAUGAAUAAAGCGGCUCAGUCGUGAAUCAGCUAUUAAGAUCUCAAAAAAGUUCCAUUUUUUUUUCUCAGUUUCAAAGCUCUUCCGAACCUAGAAAAAUUCACUCGAAAAUGUUAGAGAUCUCAAGUUUUCUAUCUAACCUAUUGAUUCGGCUUUCAAGGAAAUUGAAAGAUCUUUUCAAAAGUUGAAAAUAGUGUUUCAUCAGCUUAUGACGAGGUCUAUCUCCUUGAAAACCUCGAGAAUGGAUAUCUGGAAUGAGCCCCAUGAAAUCCCAAAUUUUGUGUAUCCGAACUUUUAAUUUGCAUAUUUUUGUCAUUGCUUUUUCGACCGAAUUCAUACAAUCAAUCGAUCCAGGUUUGUUACACUACGGAAUCUCCACUGUUCUACUUUGUCGACCCAACUCUUCCUGUCCUCUACACCAACAGCAGUUUUGACCGGGAGCAGAAAAAGCAGCACGAAAUCAUGGUUCAAUCUAAGAAAUCGGGACUUUUUCCUGAAGUUGGACUUUUCUCAGAUCACAGCCUAUGAUUGUCAUUCUUCCUGCCGAGACCCUCAUAAGCAAACCAAUGGGACUAUCACUGGAGUCGUUGAUGUCAUCGACGUCAACGACAAUUUCCCGAGAUUUACCCAAAAAACCUUCCAGACGACUGUUAUUCAAGUAAGUUCAUGAGGGACAGGGAGAAUUGAAGUUUGAGGUUUCAUGAGGAAAGUAUAGAGUGAACGGGGUUUAAGGAUUUUUAUUUUGAGUGCAAAAUCUAGAAAACAAACGAGAAAGACGACUAGAGUGCAAAUUUCAACAUAGUUCAUCAUUAGCCCGUUCAGAAUAUUAUAUGGAGCCGAAGCUCUCGUUUUUCCAGACCUUAAAGUUCAAAUAAUUUCUCAAAUAUCCUUUUAAGGGCCAAGCAACAGCUGGAAGUCACUUGCUGACCAUUACGGCGACGGAUCCCGACGAAGAACCCGAAGGACUGAAAUACUCGAUCAAGGGACCUGUUAGAAGCCUGAAACAUGUCCAUUAGCCUCUUUGUUCUGACUUCGAAUAUAUGGCUCGUCUGCGCUCUCUUCUCUCUUUCAAGCGAAAUCUUAGAAAGUUGAAAAUAGGACUUGAAAAAAAAAAAGAUAUUUGAAGAGAGGAGUUGGACAGAAAAAGAGAGCGUCGCCUAGAGAACAGAGCGCGCAGAGAAAUCAGACCAUCUCAAGUCAUUGCAAAUGAAUGAUGUAUUUGAAGGUCGGCUAUUUUUAGGCCUAUACACAAUCGGAAUCGCCAAUCGCACUGGAUCCAAAAACGGGAGAUGUUUCGGCAAAUGAGCAACUUCGAGACUCUUCCCUCACGUUCACUGUUUCUGUGUCUGAUGGCGCCAAACAUGAGGACACGGCUACUGUUGUGGUGAGCUUCAGAUAAGAAAAAAAUUUGGGAAAUCCUUUCGAAAUCUAAAUAAAUUUUUCUAAAAGUUAAGAAAAAAAGAAUUUUUAUCUUUUACUACUUCUACGCAGGACUUACCUUCAAAAACGCAAAAAAAAUAAAUUUUUUUGCAUUUAUAGCCUUGCUUUUGGGCCUUGGAAUUGCCAUGUUUCGCAGAUCAUAAAAAGAACCGUGUUUUUUUGUCUCUAAACAGCCUAGAAAGGCAUUUCAAAAAAACACUUUUAUUUAAAAAAAGACUAUUUUUCGGUUUUUUUCAAAUCUAUCAAAGUCUAAUAACGAUUUUUUUCGGAAGUUAGAGAACUUUUGAAGAUCAUUGGAAAAUCAUGUGUUUUUUAUUUUUGAGGCACUUGCUUCAAAAUAACCCAUAAAGGAUUCUCAAACAGGCCUUUUAGCAACGCCGGUAACGUCAUGAACGCCUCGACAUAUAUUUUUUUCUGAUUUUUUUAAUAAGGCCAUUUUUUUGGUUUUUCCUGGACUAUCAAUGGCAAAAAUAGGAGCCUAGCAGUGAACUUUCGAAAGUUAGAGAGUUUUCGAAAAUGAGAGGGCAGGUGCCUUUUUUUCUCUAAACGCGCUCUGGCUUACCAAUACUCUUUAGCUUUUGAAGAAUGUAGACUCGAGAAGUGAGUUUUCAGAGAGAGAAAAUACAUAUUUUCUUGACUUUAUUCCGUUUUUUAGAUCUCCGUUGUGACCUACGCUCAGCAGACGGAACUCGUUUUCGAUGCUCCAUUUGAUAAAGUGAUCAAAAACGAGAAGAUCAUCGUCGAGUCAGUUUUUCACUGAAAAAAUUGGAAGUUUAUUUAUAUUUUUUCAGAAAGCUGUCCAAUGCAACGGCCCUGCAAGCCGUCAUGGACCGGUGUCGCCAGAAUUCGAAUUUCACCUUGAUGCUGGUCCAUUUCGUGGAUCGCGAUGGGUCCUUUGUCAAUGUCGACAGAGCUGUACAGUUAGUUUCUCUCAGGCUUGAAGAAAGUCUGAAAUUCGGAAAUAAUAGAAUGAAAGGGGGAGAGAGAGCGUGGGAUAAAAAGAGGGUCUAGAGAAAGAGGGAGUUCUGCGUCUCGAUGGUCCCCAUGCUCUCUGGUUUCUGGAUUCAGGAGACAACUGUUUUCAAAAACGUAAAGAAAAUGCAAGGAAGCGUGAAAUCUGAAUAGGGAUUAGAGAGAGAGAGGUCUGCGUUUCGAUGGUCCCCAUACUCUCUUGCUUCUGAAAUAAGGAGACAACUGUUCUCAAAAAAAAAGAAAUGCAAGGAUAGGAGCGUUGAAGCAGAAGAGGUAUUAGAGAAAAAGAGAAGUCUGCGUCACUGCGGCUCCAACGAUCUCUCGCUCUCAUAUUUUAUCUCUUCUCUGUUUUUCUCUCUUUUCAAAAAGUUAAAAAAAUCGUUUUAAGAAGAACUUCAAUUAUCUGGGAACUCUUUUUAAAUCUUAGUUUUUUGAAAGUUUGUUCAGUGAUGAAAUCAGUAGAAAUUUUCAAAAAAGAGUCAUGAUUUUAAAAACUCGUCUCAGAAUCGCUUUUUCAUGAUUAUAACGUUGAUGUCUAGGUCAACAAGAAAAAUUUCAAAUUGCAGCCUUCUGAUGACGUCAAACACGGAAUCUCGACGUGAACUUCGGAAGGAGUUCGGCCUUCGAGAAGCGUUCCCGCCCGUUCCAUUGCCCUCCAAAAUGCCUCAAAUUUUGAUGGUGAAUAUUUCUGAGAUACUUGAAACUUCAUUCUAUUCGACAGCCUUUCUGAUUGGCUAAAAAUGUCUUUUCGAAGAUUUUUCAGAGGGAAAUAGCUAAUAAGAGACGUCUUACAUUUAUACAUUUGUUAAAAGUUUUUACUCCAAAGCUUUGAGAUAGGCAAGAAGUUUUCUAUCCUUCUGAUUUCGGCUCCAAAAACUUGUUGCUUCACUGAUUAUGUGCCUUCAAUCAAGAUGCAUUAUUGAAUCGUUUUUCUUUAUUUCAUUUUUUAUUAACUUUUAUUGACUUUCAGCUCGCCGCCCUUGGUCUUCUUGUGAUUGUGAUCCUGACGACGUGCAUCUGGUGCCGACAGAGGAACAGUUAUGAGGAAAAGCUGAGGCAUAUCUCGGCACAAGCGACCGCCGUCCAUACGGUCACGCUUGGACGACCCAAUCCAGCAAAGUUUGAUCUUUUUCGGGAAUGAAAGCGAAAAAUAAGAUAACGGAUGCGCCUUCAAAGGAACAUGGCAAGUGUGAGAAGAUUGUGAGAGCAAUUUAACUCAUUCCAGCCAACUUAGGAAUUCUAGAGUGGUCCCUAUAGGGGCCACUGGAGGGUAUCCUCUAGGGACCACUCUACCAAACCCUAUAGGGACCACUAAAGCUUGGAAAGGGGUUUUAGUUAGUGUUCCCUUUAGGGCACAUGCUGUUCAUCAAUUGUUAUAAACUAUAUGCGAAGAAGCAUUUCUAUGAGAAAAACUUGAUAAUUAAGCGGUUUUUGAAUAAAAUUGAAGGACCCCUAUAGGGACCACUUUCGGAAUAAUCCCCUAAACCCAUACAGGGAACUCUUUUUCAGCGCCUAUAAUUUUCAAAAAAUGCAUUUUCCAGGAAAAACCCGACGUACGGCGAAAUCCCAGCGCCGCAGACGUUGGUGGCCAAUCGCCUCUAUGCAACGGCCCACCCUGGCCAGCAAAAUUCCACAUUACAAUCGACAGAGUUGUGA